AUGGCUCCAAUCCAGCUGGACGGCGACGGCCGCAAGCGCGAUCUCCUCUCCGGUAAGAACAUCGGCUUGAUCAACGCAAUCAUUGAUGGAUUUGCAAAACGGGGCAUGAUGGAUGACGCACGCCGCAUUUUCGAUUCCAUGGAUCGGCGCACCGCGGCGUCGUGGAACUGCGUCAUCGACGGCUACCCACGGAGCGGCCAGCCGGAUCUCUCGCUUCUGUUCUUUGGGCGGCUGCAUGCCGAGGGGUUGGAUCCAAACGGCCGGAGCUUCUGCGCGGCUCUCCACGCGUGUUCUUCGAUGGCCGCUACAGAAAAGGGGGUGACAUAUUUACAGGGGAGGAUCAUCAAACUCAGGAGCCUCAAGAGAGGAUUGGCUCUUCAUUCCCAGCUCCAGAGUGGUGGAUUCUUGGUGGACAGGUUCGUGGCGAGCGCCCUGGUGGAUUUCUAUGGAAAGUGUGGCACCGUGAGAGAAGCUCUAGAGAUUUUCCAGGCUGCCAAGUUGGGAACAAAGGACGUGGUUUUGUGGAGUGCCAUGAUCAGCGCUUGCUCGCAAGGAGGGGAAGACGAGCUAGCCUUGGAGCUCUUUGAGCUUAUGCUUUUGGAAGAUGGAGUGGAGGCGAAUGCUCGGACUCUGGUGGCCGUGCUCGACGCUUGCACGAAUCUGGGAUGGCUGGACAGGGGCGGAGAGAUUUACUCCAAGUUUGCAAGAACAGGGACAGGGAUUUCGUCCAGCGUUUUCGUCUCCAACAGUCUGAUGGAUAUGUAUGCAAAGUGGGGGAGAUUGCUGGAUUGCCAGCGAGUUUUCGAUGGGAUGUUAGAGCGGGAUUCGGUCUCCUGGAAUGUUUUGAUCAUGGGAUAUGCAAAAGGUGGCGAGGCCCAGCGAGCUGUCGAGCUAUUCACGGCCAUGCAAGCGUUAGACGUGGUCGUCAGCUCCAGAACUUUGGUGGCGGUUCUCCAGGCAUGCUUGGAUAUGGCCGAGAAGGAAGAGGCUCGGCUUGUGGAUGGAAGGCCCUUGAAAGUGGCGUCGUUGGAGAAGGGAUUGGCUUUUCAUUUCCGGUUUCUCGACGGGCUGGAAGAUGUUUACGCUGCAAACAACUUGAUCAGUCUCUACGCUUGGUGUGGAAGUUUGGAUGAUGCGGCUCGGGUUUUUGACAAAAUGACUUUUGCAUCGGUACUUAAGGCCUGUGGUGGUCUUGGAGCACUACAGGCUGGACAGGCAAUCCAUCGUCUGAUCGAAGAAACUGGGGCCGAGAGCUCUCCGGCGGUGGCAAACUCGCUCAUAAGUUUCUACGGCAAGUGUGGUGACAUGGUGGAAUCUCGGCGAGUGUUUGAUGGGUUUCCAGACAAGGACGCAGUGUCUUGGAGUGCACUGAUCGCGGGAUACAGCCGUCAAGGGGACAGUGACGCGGUGUUUGAUCUGUUCGAGAGAAUGCAAGAGUUCGCCAAGCCGGACGCUGUGACAUUCUCUUCAGUUCUAUCGGUCUGCUGCCACGCUGGUUUGGUCGACAAGGGGAUGGAAUACUUUCACGCGAUGUGCUCGGACUAUGGACUUAGUCCGAGUGUGGAGCACGUAAUCUCCAUGGUUGAUCUACUUGGACGUGCUAAUCGGCUGGAGGAUGCGCUUGCGAUGGUGCAAAGCCUGCCCGUGGAAGAGGUGUGCUCCAGGAUAUGGAUGGCUUUGCUUGGGGCUUGUUUCAAGUGGAAAAAUGCAGUGAUUGGAGAGGUAGCCUUUGAUGCUCUGCCAAAGGUUGACGAUCAAGGUGGUACAGCUUAUGCUCUCAUGGCAAACAUAUACUCAGGCUCAAAUAAUGAAAACUAUGACAACCUUGAAGUGAUUGGUACGUAA
This is a messenger RNA of Selaginella moellendorffii, 1845 nucleotides long. RefSeq names its product pentatricopeptide repeat-containing protein At1g11290, chloroplastic-like. The transcript has 2 exons. Gene Ontology annotation, cellular component: intracellular membrane-bounded organelle. Bases 1 to 1845 code for a protein of 614 amino acids. NCBI's taxonomy places the organism in Eukaryota, Viridiplantae, Streptophyta, Lycopodiopsida, Selaginellales, Selaginellaceae. The record is from RefSeq and is a predicted model, not a curated record. Gene Ontology annotation, molecular function: RNA binding; protein binding. Gene Ontology annotation, biological process: RNA modification.